Molecule: messenger RNA, 8015 nt
Organism: Paralichthys olivaceus (Japanese flounder)
Lineage: Eukaryota; Metazoa; Chordata; Actinopteri; Pleuronectiformes; Paralichthyidae
Source: RefSeq, a predicted model, not a curated record
AUGAUCAGGUUUGAAGUAGAAGUGAGCUCUACUGAAUCUACAGAGUGUGGAAAAUUACCAGAAGUUAAAUGUGAGAUACCAGAAAUCCUCAAAACCACAGAGGAAACUCUCAAAGAGGUUAAAGAUCUCAGUGUCCAAGACAAGAAGGUUCAAGUGUUGAAACAAGAAAUUCAAGAUGCUCCCAAGAGUCUGGAAACUGAAUCUGUUAACAAGGGAGAAAUCCACAUGACUCAAGAUAAACCUAAAACUGUCACAACAGAAAAGGAGCCAAAGAUGGAAUCAAGGAUCCAGUUUGAGACAGUUAAAGAAAGCAAAGAUGUGACGACCACAGAUGGUCAGCCUGACCAGUCUUCAGUAGGAAUGAUCAGGUUUGAAGUAGAAGUGAGCUCUACUGAAUCUACAGAGUGUGAAAAAUUACCAGAAGUUAAAGAUGAGAAACCAGAAAUCCUCAAAACCACAAGGGAAAGUCCCAAAGAGGUCAAAGAUCUUGGUGUCCAAGACAAGAAGGUUCAAGUGCUUAAAAAACAAGAAAUGCCAGAAGCACCCAAGAGCCAGGAAACAGAAUCAGUGAAGAAGGAAAUCAGUGUCACUGAACUUGAACCUAAAACUGUCACAACAGAAAAGGUGGCAAAGAUGGAAUCAAGGAUCCAGUUUGAGACAAUUAAAGAAAACAAGUAUGUGACAACUACAGAUGUUCAGCCUGACCCGUCUAAAGUUAGGAUGAUCAGGUUUGAAGUAGAAGUGAGUUCUACUGAAUCUCCAGAGUGUGAAAAAUUACUAGAAGUUAAAGAUGAGAAACCAGAAAUCCUCAAAACAACAGGAGAAAGUUCCAAAGAGGUCAAGGAUCCUGGUCAGACAGAAACUGUAGAAGUAAGUUUGUCUGAACAAGACAAAGUUAAACCAAGUCAAACUGAUACUCAGCCAGAAAUCCUCACAACUACACAAGAAAGUCUCAAAGAGAUCAAGGAUCCUGGUGUCAAAGACAAGAAGGUUCAAGUGUUGAAACAAGAAAUGCAAGAUGCCCCCAAGAGUCUGGAAACUGAAUCUGUUAACAAGGGAGAAAUCCACAUGACUCAAGAUAAACCUAAAACUGUCACAACAGAAAAGGUGGCAAAGAUGGAAUCAAGGAUCCAGUUUGAGACAGUUAAAGAAAGCAAGGAUGUGACGACCACAGAUGGUCAGCCUGACCAGUCUACAGUUAGGAUGAUCAGGUUUGAAGUAGAAGUGAGCUCUACUGAAUCUCCAGAGUGUGAAAAAUUACCGGAAGUUAAAGAUGAAAAACCAGAAAUCCUCAAAACCACAGGAGAAAGUCCUAAAGAGGUCAAAGAUCCUGGUGUCCAAGACAAGAAGGUUCAAGUGUUGAAACAAGACAUGCAUGAUGUACCAAAGAGCCAGGAAACAGAAUCUGUGAAAAAGAAUGAAUUAAAAGUGAUUGAACAUGAACCAAAAGUUGUCACAACAGAAAAGGAACAAGGGAUGAAAUCAAGUGUCCAGUUUGAGACAGUUAAAGAAAGCAAAGAUGUGACGACCACAGAUGUUCAGCCUGACCAGUCUACAGUUAGGAUGAUCAGGUUUGAAGAAGAAGUGAGAUCUACUGAAUCUCCAUCUGGACUCCAUCUAGAACCAGAGGAGAAGAGAGUGAUUCAGCAACAACAAAGUGAAACAAUGGUCAAAGCAGAGAUACAAAAUGUUCAACUCCCAAAAUCCUCAGCUGCCACCACUGGUGAGGUCUGGCUUCAUGGCCUUGGUUUACCUAAGGAACAACUACACCCUGCUGAAAAGAUAUCACCAGCUCAGAAACCGUCAGCGCACGUUAGCCUGGAGGAAGUACCCAGGAAGGAAGGAUUAGCUGCUCUGGGAAACAAAGAAGAAGAAGAACAUGCUGUGAAGAAACUAGGUGUGGAGUCGACAGAAAGCUCCGGCAUCAGGAGAAUCUUCACAGAAAUGCAGCUUCUCGCAGGAACAGGACCCAGCAGUGAAAUCACUGAGGUUAAAUCACACGAUGAUAUUCCAGAGACUCUGAUUACAUCCACCAGUGACAUGGAUGAGCACGUAAACAGACUGGUGUCUAAAAUCUUGAGCUGCAAGAAUCGCCCAGCCGAGCUAAACCCAGCAGCCAUGGCCCGACAGGUGGAGGAGGCUCAGCAGUGCAGAGAGUCCGCCCAGGCACAGGGGUCGUUACUGUCCCAGCAGAGAGGAGCUGACGCCGAGGGCAGAGCCUCGCUGGAGCACCUGGAGGAUCAGUGGAGAGCUGCAGCUCAGGAUGCAGCUGCCAUCAUCCAGAGCAAAGAGGCCCAGCUGGAGCUUGUGAUGGAUUAUGGCCGACAGAUGCAAACAGCCCAGACCACAGUGGAGAGACAGAGCGCAGAACUGGACGCUGUGGAAACAUCCCAGGAACAGAGCAGCUCCACGGAGGCAGAGCAUCUAUGCUCGUUACAGAGACGUAUGGAGGACAGCAGAACGGUACUCGGGGAGUUGCUUGUGACCUUCACCAAGUUGUGCCCCCACCUCAGCCAGUCUGAGCGAUCAAACGCACAGAAGGAGCAGAGGAACCUACACGAGAGGUGGAGAGGCCUGGAGAGAUCUGUGGAGAGAAGACUUCUUCACACAAAGGUCCAUUCUCACCAGACCAGCAGCCUUCAGUCAGAGAUAUCAAACCUCCGGGAGCAUUUGGAAACAAUCGACAAAGACCUCGAGGCCAAGUCUCCUGCGGUCACUCAGUGGAAUUGCAAGAAGGCUCAGCAGCUGAUGGAAGCCAAUGCCGAGGUUAAAGCCACCAAGCAGAAGUUCCUCUAUUUGCAGAUGCUUUCAGAGGCACUAAUGCUCAGCUCGCGAUGGGAGAAGGAAACUAAAGAAAUACAACAAGGGCUCCAGAUGAUAAAGGAAAAACUCAGCCACACAGAAGAACUAGUGACCAGGCAAACCCAGAGCAGCAGCAACCCCACCAUGGAGAAAAUCAUCAUGGUGAUGAGGGACGGCCUGGCGUGGGCAAAGCAGACAGAGGGUGAUAUCGAGGGAAGGAGGAAGAGGGUGGCUCUCCUUCCUGAAGAGGUUCACCGGCAGCUCAGAGAUCUGAAGAAGCUGCAGUCGGAGGUGAUGAGCAAACAAGGCCAACUGGAGUCACUUGUGGAGGAGGUGACAGAGCUCCUUCCACAGCUGGAUCAGGCAGAGGAGGUGCCCGUGGUUCGCACUUCACUGCAAUCCCUUCAGAAACUCUCACGCUCCACCACUGAUAAGUUAGCCAACGCUGUGAGAGAGAUAGAGUCAGGACUGCAGACGAGAGAAAAGAUGUCCGAGCAGAUUGCUGACCUAGAUUCCUGGGUUGUGGCUCACCUGCACAGAGAAGCCUCCAGGAAUGAAGACGGUGAGUUGAGAAGCCCAACUGAGCUUGAUCGCAGAGUUCGUCAGCUGCAGGAGACUCUGGCUGAGGCUGAUAAACAGUCCGCCGUCUGUGAGGCGCUGUUAAUGAAGAGUAAAGACAUUUCCUCUGAACUCAGCAUCUCCGAGAAAUGUCAGCUCUUUGAAAAGCUAACUAACCUCCAGGACGACAUUAGAGCCAUUAGUAGCUAUGAAAAGGUCAACAAGAAGGAGCUGGAUGAAGUCGUCCAAACUGGGGAGUCCAACAAGACAAAUCUGGUCACCAUUGAAAAAAGCCUGAGGGAGAUGUUGAUGGAUCUCAGCAGACACAGGUUUCCCAUCACAAGUGAGUCCCUGCAACCUUAUGAGUCUUUUAAACACAUGAUUCUGGAGCAUAAAUCUCAGGUUGACCAUCUGCAGCCCUGGAUUCCCCAGGAAAAGACAAGAGAACUCUAUUCGACCAUUUCUGAAAUUUACAGCAAAUUGAUGAACCUGGAAACCAAAGCCAGGGAUCAUGAGAAGUACCUGAGCAUGAGGCAGCGAGUGGAGGACCUCAGGGAGGACGUUCGGGAGCAGAUCCAUCAGACUAAAGACAACAGCAAACAGCUGGAGGACAAGUACAGAAUCUGUCAGACCCUCAUUGUCCAGAUUCCGCUGAUAAGGUGGUUGUGUGAGGAGGCUCGCUCUGAACUCCAGACGAUCUCCACUGACCUUUACCCCUCUCAGCUGAGCACAGAACAGCAGAGGCUCAAACAAAGCGAUGACAGCCUGGAUAUGUGGCAGAUUACGCUCUACAACAACCUCAGCAUCAUCGAGUGGAACCUGCUGAAGGAACUGGACCUGGAAUCGGUGCAGAAGGAGACCGAGGCUUUUCUCUCAAAGAACCAGCAGGAGCUUGGGAAAGUCACCGUGCUGGAGCCAAAUGAAACAGCCAUCGACAAAGAAUACCAGAGAAUCAUGUGUUUGAAAAAGACAGUCGAGUUCAGAAUGAGAGCGUUGGAGAUUCUCGAGCAGGAGAAGGGAAAAAGAAAAGAAAGCAAUUCCCAGUUUUCGGUCUUGAAGAAAUCAGUCCUGAGUGAAUGUGACUCAAAAAUGGAAAACCUCCUCCAGGCCAGGGAGUCUUUGAGGGGUUACACCUGUGCUGUGAAACAAGCGGUGCAGUUCCUGAGGGACAUCGAGCUGCGUCUGCUGCCACCGUGGGGCUCUGUCGGGCCCUGCACUGAAAGGCUGGAGGACACCCAGAAGGCUUUGGUGUCCCUGCAGCAGCAGUUCCAGACUAACGUGGAGAAGCUCCAGAGACAGUUUGCUCUGCAUCCUUACCUGUCGCCUCAGAAGACCGAGCAGCUCCAGGAGAACAUCCUGAGCCAGCUCCUGGUGAGGAUGUCCACGCUCCAGGCAAAGGGCCACGUCCAACUGGAGAGUCUCAGCAGGUGUGCGGAACAUCACAGAUCUUUCAUCAGUUCCCAGGAUGAAAUCCUCCAGAGGGUGAAGGGUGCAGAAAGCAGCUUGUUGCAGUUUGUGUCUCAGAAACCAACCUGUCUCACUGACUGCGUGGAACAGGAGGAAAAGCUCAGAAUUCUGUCAGAGUUGGUGGAGAUGCAGCUGACGCUUGUGGAGCGGCUGAACGUGUGGUGCCAAGAGCAGAACUGCCGCGGAGUCAGGGAGGCCACGGUCACCGACGUCUCGAAACGGGUAUCGAGACUCCGGCACUGCACUCGGCAGCUCGCAACUCGCAGCAAACAGAGGAUCGCAGAGUGGAGCGAUAUCACCGACAGUGUGGAGAAGGCCUCUACCGUCCUGGAGCAGGUGGAGGCGGAGCUUCCUGACAGCUCACAGGCGAAGGCGUCCACUGAGGAGCUCCAUGACGUGCUGCAGUCCUGGGAGCAGUACCAGGACAGACUGGACUGUGAGCACCGGUCCCUGUCGGCGCUGGAGCUGCGUGCAGCAAGGAUGCUGGGUGUCCCUGCCCACCUGGAGCAGGCCCCUCCCACGCCGCUCUGUCAGCAGCUGCAGGCGAUGCAGGCCCGAUACGGCAGUGUGAAGCUGAGGAGCAAGGAGGGUUUGGACGCUUCCAGGCUGGAGCUGCAGGAGAGGGAGAAGGUGUGGAAGGACCUGCAGGGCGUCCGGGUUUGGCUGGAGGCUGCAGACCGUCUUCUGUCAGAGAUGGAGAAGAGCAGCAGCACACAGGAGCUACAGGACGUCCACGGCCAGCUGUAUACCCAGAAGGCUUUGCUGCAGCGCAUCAUGGAGAGCCUGAAAAUGAAAUACUCCGACAUGUACACGUUGGUCCCAGUCGAGAUCGAGGGCCAACUGCAGGAGGUGAAUCGAUCCCUGCAGCAAGUGGAAGUAAAGGUGGGAGAAGCCGCGGAGCGGAGCGGUCCCGUCCACAUACUCGGAGCAAAGCUGUCAGAGAUCCAGGCUGGUCUGAAGUCAGUCCAGAAGAGACUGGAGAAGAGAAGUCCGACUGUGAUUGAAGCGAAGGUCACUCAGAAGCGAGUGUGGGACGAGCUGGACGUGUGGCACUCGUGUCUGGCGGCGCUGGAGGUGGACAUGCAGGACCUGGACAAACCGGAGGAGGCUCUGUCCCUCACCGAGCGGCUGGUGGAGGUCCAGCAGCGUCACUCACAACUGGCCAAACAGGCCGAGCAGAGGACCACGCUCCUCAGCAAGACUCACACGUGGCUUCAGGAGCAUCGGGAGAUGAUCAGCAGCUCUAAGAGCUGGAUGUCUGAAGCUCAGUCGUGGCUCGCCGCGCCCUGCACCUACACCACGGCUAAAUGUCUGAGCAGCCAUGUUCACUCUCUGCAGACGGUGUUGGGCGACUCGGCACAGAUCCGUAAGACUCUGCAGGGCUUCAGCUCGGUGCUGCAGGAAAUGUCGCAGAUUUGUGACGUAACGACCCUCCAGCAGCAGCUGGUCGAAGCCGAUCGCCAAGUGGCCGAAGUUCAAGACAGCUUCACUGCUCCUCUGUCUCAGCUGGAGCACGCUGCUGCUGAGGUGGAGGCCAUUGAGAGCGAGGUCAAGCGGAUGGAGAACGAUGUGGCCGAGAUCAAGACUUUGUUAUCGUCUCCGGAGACUUUCCCCAGCCCCCGAGAGGAGAGUCUGAAGGAGGUCGAGCAGAAGAUCCAGUCCAUGAGGACGACAGUGGCUGAGAUCCAGAGGUGUAAACCAGGCCUCUGUCUUCCAGAGAAGGCUGACGAGACUCUGACUGUCUUCACUGUCGUGGACCAGCUCCAGAACCUGCUGCUGGAACUGGAGAAGAAGGUCCCUGCUCUGUUCAUCCAGCAGCCUCCGACUCCGGUCCAAGCCAAAGCUGUGUCGGUCGAGCAGACGACGACUCGCUCUCAGCUCCUGAAAUCCACUUCGGAGGAGGCAGAGAAGGAAGACACAGAAGAGGGACAGAUCAAAAUCGUCCACGUGGAAGAGGAUGUGCUGACGAGACUUGGAGCCACGCUGCAGACGGUGGAGCAGUCGUCCCCCGAGCAGAGACACAGUCCUCAGCGUGAGCAUCAUGGCGUGCUCCCGGCUGAGGAAGAGCGGAAAGACAGUGAGCAGCAGAGAGAGGAAGAAGGUGGAGGAGGUUUUUUCUGGUGGCUCUGGGAGGUUUUCGUGGGCGCUUCUCCAGAGGAACCUGCGGCCGUCGUCUCGGAGGAGACUGAAGCUGCCAGCGGACGAAGCAGCGAACAGACACAGGAGGAGACUCAGGAUGUUCAGGAAACCUCUGACCCAACAGAAGCAAGUUCAUCUGAAGCUUUAUCUAGACCUCUGGGCACAGUCUCGGCUGAGUCCCUGCCUGAGAGCAUGGUAAACACGCCCUCCACCGUUAAAGUUUCCAGAUCAGCCUCCGGGCCCCAACAGAGAUGUGUCCUCUCCUAAAUCUAGAAGUCUAGAGCUAGAACCUUUCUCUGCUUCUCCCUCUACGCCAAGAGCUGCUUCUAGAUUUGAGUGUAAAAUCUCCAAACCGUCCCCGUAAAACAGAUCUAUGCUUCAAAAUAGUCCUGAAGCUCGUCAGUCCUCUUCUAGAACCUUAGAACAAGUCUAGAGCUCCAUUUUCAUGAAACAGCUGUGGAGCCAUUUUCUCUUUCUUGAACCAAUUAUUUUCCUCCUCCAGUUUCUUCUAGAACAUAUUCUUGAUCUCCUAUUUCUCUCUGGGUCUAACUCUUCUAGAAAUAAAUUCUGAUUUCAAGACUUGAAGACUUUUCUAGAACAAGGCUUAAACUCACUUCUGUGUUUUUUUUGUCCUGCGAACUCAAAACUUCUAACCUCUAGAAAAAUUAGCGUAUUCAUUCUUUUUGAUCCGAGUCUAGAACACCUGACGUGUUCGAGCAUCGAACCUAGAACUUAGAAUUCUUCUAGAAAUGUCUCACUUCAAACGCCUCAGUGCAUUUACAUGGCAGAGAAUUCCAGAUAUGAGCGUCCACGCUUCAGAUCUGUGGAUGUCGGAGUUUCGGAUCAUUUAACAAUUUAAAAAUCUAAUUUGUGCCAAAGUUUCACGUGUUUACAUCAAAGAUUAACGAGCUCACACGUCCUCCAGAGUAAUUCUGCCGAUUCGGUAUCAGGUGGUUCAGCAUGACUCAGCACAUUAUUCACCACUAAGACAGAAGUGGUCGCCAUGGUGAUGGUUUCUCUUUUACGAAUAAAUGCAGACUGGUGAUAUU